Molecule: messenger RNA, 3887 nt
Organism: Sorghum bicolor (sorghum)
Lineage: Eukaryota; Viridiplantae; Streptophyta; Magnoliopsida; Poales; Poaceae
Product: protease 2
Exons: 11
Coding region: 61-2415 (784 amino acids)
Biological process (GO): proteolysis
Molecular function (GO): serine-type endopeptidase activity
Source: RefSeq, a predicted model, not a curated record
GCGGCAAAGAGCAAACUGCAGUAGUCCAGUGCAAAGCGAAACCCUCACAAACCGGCGCCGAUGCUCUGCCGGCGCCCGUGCCCCGGCGUGUUCCUCCGCCUCUUCGCCACUUCCUGCCGCCGCAGCUCCCUCCACCCCUCGCAGCCGCACCUCCCGAGAGCUACAGCGCUUCCGACGCUGCCUGUGGCGAAGAAGGUCCCCUUCAAUGCGUCGGCGCACGGGAGGUCGUGGAGCGACCCGUACCACUGGAUGCGCGACACCUCCGACCCGGACCUCGCGGCCCUCCUCGCCGCAGAGAACGCGUAUGCCGACGCCUUCGUCGGCUCGGCAGGUGGCGGCGGCCUCCGCGCGCGCCUCGCCGCCGAGAUGCGCGCCCGGCUGCCCGCUUCCGCCGCCACACCGCCUCAGCCCUGGGGGCCUUGGUUGUAUUAUCAGUAUGUUCCAGAGGGAAAGGAAUACCCUGUUUUAUCUAGGAAGCUGAGGCCUUCUAGUGGCCUGGUCGGAACUCUGCUUGAUUACCUUUCUGGUUCAGAGAAGGAGCAAGUGUUGCUUGACUGGAACGAGGUUGCAGAAAAAAAUGGUUAUGUCCACAUUGGGACUUGUCGAAUCUCUCCAGAUCAUAGGUUUCUUGCAUAUACAGUUGAUACAUCUGGGGGUGAACUAUUUUCCCUUGAAGUGAAAGAUCUUCUGUCUGAGCUUGUCAUCUUUAGUCCACCAGACAAGGGAAUAGUUAGUUUGGCAUGGGCUGGCAGCAGUGAAAGUUUAUUUUACACUGUCUGUGAUGAGACUCUACGUCCUAACCAGGUUUUCUGUAAAAAGUUGCAAUCGGAUGAUGCAGGGUUUUUAGUUUUCACAGAGAAAGAUGCAAACUGUUGCGUGGAUAUUACAAGCACAAAAGAUUUUAAGUAUAUUACUGUCAAUUCUAACACUAGGACAUCAUCUGAGGUUUUUGUGAUCGAAUCUGAUAAUCUAAGAGAAGGCUUAUGGCCUAUACGGAACCGUGUUGACAAAGUUCAGUACUUUUUGGAGCACCACAAUGGGUUCUUUUACAUUCUUACCAAUGCUCCUGUAAAUGAUACCGAAAUGACAACUGAAGGCUACUAUCUGGCCAGGUGUAGGGCUGAAAAGUCACUGGUGGAUAGAUGGCAGAUUGUGACGUUACCUGCGCCGGACUGCACCAUUCAGGAUAUGGACAUUUUUCAUGAUAAUUUAGUUCUCUAUCUUCAAAAGAAUGGGACUCCUCUUUUUUGCUCCAUCAAUAUGCCAAUUGAUGUUGAUGUUCAGGAGCCAAAGGAACUUGAUGAUCUCAAUCCAUGGUUUUUCCCCAUACCGUCAGAGUUAUGCAGCAUUGUUGCUGGAUCCAACAAUGAUUUUAUGUCAUCUACUUAUCGGCUAGUUGUUUCAUCACCUGUGAUACCAGACUUAACUGUGGACUAUGAUUUGAGAAAAAAGACUUUCACCAUCCUUCAUCAAGAGGAAGUAACUACCCUCUCUGCAAAUCUAGGCAGCCUGGGCUUUCAAUCCAAUGCUUCAAGCAUCCAACAAAACCUGCAUCUUGUUGAAAAUUCACAAAGUUGGAGUGAUCUUUCCAAGCUAUUCUCGUGUCAAAGGACUGAAGUUAUAUCACAUGAUGGUGUUCUAAUACCUUUAGUCAUCCUGUAUUCACGGGAAGCACAUUGUCAUGGAGAAUCACCUGGGAUCUUAUAUGGUUAUGGAGCUUAUGGAGAAGAUUUGGACAAAAGCUGGUGUUCUGAGAGGUUAAGUCUCCUCUCUCGAGGUUGGGUUCUUGCAUUUGCAGAUGUUAGGGGUGGAGGGGAUUUAUCAUGGCAUCUGGCAGGAACCAAAGCUAACAAGAUAAAUUCAAUUCAAGAUUUUGCUGCAUGUGGUAUGCAUCUCAUAAAGGAAGGCUUUGUUCACCAAAAUCGUCUUUGUGCUAUAGGCUGUAGUGCUGGUGGUCUGCUAGUGGGCGCUGUUAUUAAUAUGCGUCCAGACUUAUUUUCUGCUGCAGUUCUCAAGGUUCCUUUUCUUGAUAUCUGCAACACAAUUUUGGAUCCUACUUUGCCUCUCACUGUCUUGGACUAUGAAGAGUUUGGUGACCCUAAUAUCCCAGCUGAAUUUGAGGCGAUCAGCAGUUAUUCUCCUUAUGAUAACUUAGCACAUGGUGUAUGCUAUCCUCCAGUCCUGGUGACUGCCUCGUUUAAUGAUACAAGGGUAGGAGUUUGGGAAGCUGCUAAGUGGGUUGCAAAAGUAAGAGAUAUCACAUGCACAUCCUGUUCCCAGUCAGUUAUUCUCAAAACUAAUAUGCAAAGUGGCCAUUUUGGUGAGGGUGGACGUUUCAUGCACUGUGAUGAGACAGCCUUUGAGUAUGCAUUUCUCAUGAAGGCCUUGGGUUUGGAUGACAUAGCUAUGCCGUAGUGGACUCACGCCUGAGGCUUUUCACAGAACAGAUUUUGUGCGGCUCUGAAAGCAAAAACUGAGAUAAUUACCUUUUGUGAUAUGCUCAGGGAUAAGAUUGCAUCCUCAUAAUUAUUGAUUCGAAGGGCUUGCAAUGGAAGGUGAUGUGCCCUUGAGGCGUGUUCUGUUUCGCUUUUAAUAGACAGCUGUGGAUUCCUACGUGCAGAUUAUCUCUUUAGCUUCAAAAUAGCACACUUGGAUGCUGCUCAUCAACACUGCAAAGGUUCAGCACUUAAGGUCAGUAACCAGGAGUACUUGAUAUAAUUGCAUUAUUAGUACAAAUAAGUCUUGUUAUUACAACAGUAGUAAACAUGGUAUCUAGCAUACUGAUCGUCUAGGAAUUCUUCAGUGACUGAUUUGAUUAUGUACUAUCUCUUGCAUGAAACCAGACAAUUUUUUUCUGUGGAAACAAAUCAUCAUGAAUCAUGAUCAAAUAGGUCUGACUUUAUCAUGUCUUUCAAUGUUUUGCCCCCUGAGUACGCUGGUGGCAGAUAAGAUCCUUAUGGUGUUAGAUAGGGCUAUUGGGCAAAGGAUAAAUGGUUGAGCAUGGAUGUUGAUUUUGACUUCUACUUCAUACGGCAGGUUAGUGUAUGUUGCUUUCUUCUCUUUGGCUCAUCUGACAGAUGAUGUGCUCUUUUUACACUAUCCUUAAAUUAAAUUAAGUUCAGGUUACAUGUCACAUUCUUGUGCCCGUUUUUUUAUGUGUAAUCGUCCUCGUCCCGUUGCUAUGCCACAUACUCCAAUGUUCAGUGCAACACUACAAAUUAAAUGAUGACUUGCUAAAACUUAUUGAGCACAUUUCUCCGAGCUUAUCUUAGUCACCGUUUCCUUCUUUCUUCUUUUCGAGGAUCCUAGUCACCUUUUGUGUAUAUAUAUACUUGUGUCCACUUUGUUCAGUGCAGCAAUGCAAAGUAAAUGAUGACUGUUUGAAACGUACCGAGCACAUUUAUCUGUGACUAUCCUAUUUUAGAGAUUGCGCUUUCCAUAGUGAUUCAAUUAUUUAGGCUUGUAGUGCACGGUGCUCAUGCCAAUAAGUACCAGUUGUUGCAUAUGGAUCUGCGAUAUAAACAACUAUCAUACCCAGAAUAUUCUAUAGCUAACAAACCCCAAGGAUAAGUCGUGGAGUUCAAAACUGUCCUUAUUUUUGUUAGUAUACGCAGUACCUUGGGUUCUACUUUACAGAUACGAUUAUUGUUACUCUCACGCCCUUUUCACUUCUUAUCACUCAACCGUGUUUCCAAGUUCCAAACUAUGUUACGCAUGUGGUGAUAUGUACCAGGCACCUGUACCGAGUGCUUGAAGGUGAAUCUAGAAUAAAAUGUAUGAAUCUGAUUGCUGGGCUGGUGUGUCAAGUCAAUCCUAGUUUCGCUGGAGAAUACUUAAGAAAAAACUUCGUUGGAGGAACGGCCUAUGAAUCUCACUUGGUUUAAUGA